UCUGAACGCACGUCAUUCGGCAAUCGGCGUUGUCAAAACAGCUGAUGAUUAGAUGAAUUGUAUAUUUUUACUAUUUUCACGAAAUAGAUACUUGUGCAUUUAAAUAACGCCAUGGCGGAAAUAAAUACUCUCAUCGAAAUGGGAUUUACUAAAGAGCGAGCGGAGAAGGCAUUAGCCGUUACCAAUAACAAAGGUGUCGAGCCGGCUAUGGAAUGGCUGUUGGCUCAUGCAGACGACCCGUUAGUGGAGGCUGGACAUACGUUGGGGUCUAGCUCUAGUUCGGGCUCGGCGGCGACGGCGGCGGCGUCAGCGGCGGCCGAGGAGCCCGCGCCCAGCAGCUCCGCGGAGCCCCCGGCGGCGCCCGAUGCCGAGGCCAAGUCGCUCAAGUGCGACGACUGCGGGAAACUCUUCAAAAACCAGGACGAAGUCGAGUUCCACGCAGCCAAAACUAACCACAGCAAUUUCUCUGAAUCCACUGAAGAGAAAAAGCCAUUGACUGAAGAGGAGAAAAAGGCUCAGUUACAGCUUUUAGAGGAGAGGAUGAAGCAGAAACGGAAGGAGAGAGAGGAUAAAGAAAAGGCUGAGGCACUGGAAAGAGAGCGGCUUAGGAUCAAAGCUGGCAAAGAUCUCCAGGAUGCCCGCCAGCGGAUGCAAGAACAAGAAAUGCAAAAGCUGGUGGAACAGAGACGUCGAGAGAAAAUUGAAGAGCAGAAGGCCAGAGAACGAGUUCGUGCACAAAUUGAGGCUGACAAGCAGGCUCGAAAACUAGCUGCAGCCGGCAAGACAGCCCAAGAGGCACCAGCCGCAGCGGCCCCGCCAGUACCAGUCACAAACCCCAACCCCGCCCCCAAGGUUUCCUACGACCAGGCCCGGAUCCAGCUCAGACUCCCUGACGGUAGAACCCUAACACAGACCUUCGGUGCCAAGGAGCAGUUGGCAGCAGUCAAACUGUUCCUCCAGAUGAAUGCCGCAGAGUACACGCAGGAAGGAAGUUUCAAGCUGAUGACUAGUUUCCCUAAGAAGAUAUUCACCGCUGAUGACUUUGAAAAGCCAUUGGAAUUAUUAGGAUUGGUACCAUCAGCAGUGAUCAUUGUGUCAAAGGGAUCUCCUAAUUAAGACUUCGAACACAAGAUAUUGUAAUUCUGCUGCAGGGGAAAGAGAGGAGUGUAUAAAACUGCAUUUCUGCCGAGGGAACCCGGGUGUGGUUCACUGGUAUGAUUACAAUUAAUUUAUAAUUUUACUACUUAUAUUAUUAUGUAUUAGGUUAAUAAAUUUAAUACGGAUA
Plutella xylostella (diamondback moth) is the source of this 1285-nucleotide messenger RNA. Its product is annotated as UBX domain-containing protein 1. Gene Ontology annotation, biological process: negative regulation of protein K48-linked deubiquitination; negative regulation of proteasomal ubiquitin-dependent protein catabolic process; negative regulation of protein ubiquitination. The record is from RefSeq and is a predicted model, not a curated record. Gene Ontology annotation, cellular component: nucleus; cytoplasm. Lineage: Eukaryota; Metazoa; Arthropoda; Insecta; Lepidoptera; Plutellidae. Gene Ontology annotation, molecular function: K48-linked polyubiquitin modification-dependent protein binding.